AUGGCUGGCUUGAUCAAGAAGGCACAGGAGGUGCUGGGAGGUGCAGCAUCGUCUGCAUCGUCCGCAAUACCGUCAGAUGCCGAUGACUUCGCCGAUUUCGCGACAGCAGCAUCGCCAGUCGCACCCGGUCAUGCAGCAACAUCAGCCUUCAGCGAAGCAGCCGCAACAGCGUCUUCAAAGCCAAUGUUUCCCGGCUUCGGCGCAGGCCAGGGCAUGGCAGGACGACCUUACACAAAGUGGUAUCGAGUGUGGGAGCGCGUGACAAUCGCCGACUUCUACCAGGAGAUGGUCAUCCUACCAGUGAUCCUUAUCAUCAUUCUGAUCAACAUGUGGGGCGCGGCAACCAACAAGCAGAAGGCGAGACAAUGGGCGCAGACACACCUACCACUGCUCGAAUCGGAAUUCGCGUCGCUAGGCUUCAACCCGAAGAAGGAGUCGCGACCGACGGGCACCCCAGGCAUUCCCGACGAUUUCUACAAGGAGAAGAGCAAGUUUGAGUGGAUCUCCUACGCGACAGGACGACAGAAUGUCGCGUGGCUGGACAUUAAGCUUACCCUCCACAAGCGUUACAACCCCGUGGUUUGGGGCUUUGAGUAUGCUGCGUCCUUCUUCUUUGAAAGCAUGCCCGCGCCUGUCGAGAGACUUGAGGCUACUGCGUAUGCUUUCGACGGCAAGGAGAAGGAGCUUAUCCCCUCCGCUUCAUCCAAAGACAGCAAGUACGAUGGGUUUGUCUGGGCUGUGGUGCACAAGGACAAGAUGAAGCAGCUUCGCGAUGACCGCUACGAUGUUAGCUUGACCUCGACCAAGGACCAUCCGAAGCUACCUCAGUGGGCGACUGUCAUGUCGGAGAGUGCUGAAGUGACUGAGGCAAUGCUUACACCAGAGCUGAUCAAGGCUGUAACUGAGGCUGGUGAGGAUCUUGAGGCUCUGAUUGUGUCUGAUCAACCAAUCGAUGCGCCUAAGAAAUUGAACGACACGAUGCCUAAGAAGCGCGUCUCGCUCUCAAUGCGCCUCGACUCGAAGCCAGACAGCACCGCACUUUUUGCAUACUUCCUUCGCAUGCCCGACCACCUCGUAAACAGCGCCCAUUUCCGACCCGAAGCCAUGCGCAAGAUCCGAGCGACCCGUGAGGAGGAGCAGCGCAAGCUCAGGAAGAUCCAUGAAGAUGAGAAGGCAGAGGAGAGGAGAACACAAAGUGAUAAGCUCAAGAAGGAGGAGCGUGACAGGAAGCUGAGCAGAAUGUCUGCGGAUGAGCAGAAGAAGUUCUUGGAGAAGGAAAAGGACAAGCAGCAGAGGAAGGGCAUGAAGAAGCAGACACAGCGGGCUUAG
This is a messenger RNA of Fulvia fulva, 1329 nucleotides long. Its product is annotated as UPF0674 endoplasmic reticulum membrane protein. Bases 1 to 1329 code for a protein of 442 amino acids. The transcript has 3 exons. Gene Ontology annotation, molecular function: calcium ion binding. Lineage: Eukaryota; Fungi; Ascomycota; Dothideomycetes; Mycosphaerellales; Mycosphaerellaceae. The record is from RefSeq and is a predicted model, not a curated record. Gene Ontology annotation, cellular component: endoplasmic reticulum. Gene Ontology annotation, biological process: endoplasmic reticulum calcium ion homeostasis.